Messenger RNA from Nerophis lumbriciformis (worm pipefish), 1968 nucleotides. The record is from RefSeq and is a predicted model, not a curated record. Lineage: Eukaryota; Metazoa; Chordata; Actinopteri; Syngnathiformes; Syngnathidae.
AAAAUGGACAUCCGCGUCGCCUGCAUCGUCCUCCUCAUGGCCGCCCUGGUCGCCGGCCACGGCAAGGGUUACGUUGUCAAGAAGGUGGUGAAGGCCGCCCCCCAGUACGAGCCUUACCACGUCAAGAGCCAGGUGGUGGCAGGUGAGCCUGGUAUUCCAGGUGAGCCUGGUCCCAUGGGCCCCCCUGGCCCCCCUGGCCCCGAAGGUAAGAGUGGUGUCGGCUACCCUGGACCCCACGGACCUCCCGGACCUCCCGGAGCUCCUGGUCGUUCCAUCACUGGCAAAUCUGGAACCCCCGGCGGACCUGGCAAACCCGGUAUUCCCGGAGCACCUGGUGAGAAAGGACACACCGGUGCCACCGGAGCCCAAGGACCCAGGGGCGCUCCCGGUUCUCCUGGAACCCCUGGACCUGCUGGCCUCUCCUCCACUGGCAAACCCGGACCUUCUGGUCUUCCUGGAGCAAUGGGCCCAAGAGGAGAGCCUGGUCUGAAAGGACAUCCCGGUGUCCCUGGCCUGCCAGGUCCCAAGGGUGAAAGAGGUAUCGGAAUCCAAGGACCCCAGGGUGCCACAGGCCCUAUGGGACCAAUGGGACCUACUGGAGCUCCAGGUCAGUCUGCAGUUGGCAAGCCAGGAAAGUCAGGUAUGCCCGGUGAGCCAGGAAAGUCAGGAAGCCCCGGUAGAGAUGGCGCCCCUGGCGCCAUGGGACCAAUGGGACCCAAGGGACACACUGGUGCCCCCGGUGUAGGUAUUGCUGGCAAACCCGGUGACAAUGGUGCCCCAGGUCUGCCUGGUGCAGUUGGACCAAAAGGCCACCAGGGACCCGCUGGCGCCCCAGGUGCCCCAGGAACCCCAGGAUACGGAAAGCCAGGUGCUAAUGGAGAGAAGGGAGAGAGAGGAUUUACUGGCAGCCCAGGUGCUACUGGUCCCAAGGGCGAGCAAGGUCCUACCGGAUACACCGGUGCCACUGGUGCAACUGGAGCUACUGGCCCUAUGGGCCCAGCAGGCGUGAGAGGUUUCCCAGGUGAGACUGGCGCUACCGGCCCCAAAGGUGACACCGGUGCCACUGGCGCUCCAGGCCCCAAGGGCAACAAGGGAGACGUAGGACCCCAGGGAUUCCAAGGCAAGCAGGGUUACCCUGGCCCAGCUGGUCCCGCUGGAGCAAGAGGAGCCACUGGAGCCACCGGUGAGAAGGGUCAUGGUGGUGCCCCUGGUAUCACAGGUGCCCCAGGUAUUCCCGGCCCUGCUGGACCCAAAGGUCUCCCCGGCCGUGCUGGAGAGCCUGGUGCUGUUGGUGCUACUGGAGCCACUGGUUCCCGUGGUCCUUCUGGACCUCAGGGUCCCGCUGGUGCUCCUGGCCACAAGGGACACCCAGGUCUCCCUGGAGCUCCCGGCCCCGCUGGCGUGACCGCUAAAGGUGUUCCCGGACCCCAGGGUCCCCCCGGACUGCCUGGUGAGAGUGGUGCCGAUGGAGAGCCCGGUCCCGUUGGUCCUCCCGGACCCCCAGGACCUCCCGGUGAGGUGGUCUUUGAGAAGGGCAUGGGAAUGGGAAUGACCGAGGUGAUGGUCAAGGCACCCAUGUCUGCUUUCACAGCAGCUCUGACCACUCCCUACCCAGCCUCUGGCAGCCCCAUCAAGUUCGACCACAUUGUGUACAACGCCGAGAGCCAUUAUGACCCCGAAUCCGGCAUCUUCACAUGCCAGGUCCCCGGAGUUUAUUACUUCUCCUACAGCAUCCAUGUCAAUGGCGCCCACGCCCUGGUGGCCCUCUACAAGAACGACCAGCCCGUCAUGUUCUCCUACGAUGAGUACAACAAGGGCUUCCUUGACCAGAUGUCUGGUAGCGCCGUGCUUCUGCUGAACGAGCAAGACACCGUGUACGUGCAGAUCCCUGAUGAGGAGGCCAACGGAGUCUUCGCUGCCGAGAACGUGCACUGCUCUUUCUCUGGCUUCCUGAUCGCCUCGACGUGA